Molecule: messenger RNA, 873 nt
Organism: Harmonia axyridis
Lineage: Eukaryota; Metazoa; Arthropoda; Insecta; Coleoptera; Coccinellidae
Exons: 2
Coding region: 1-873 (290 amino acids)
Source: RefSeq, a predicted model, not a curated record
AUGACUCUCGGUCUCGACGAAAAAUCUCUGCUCAGCAGCGAGAUCGACGACCUUGGAAAACGCCUUGAGAACGUCAGACAAUCCUUGACCAUCAUCAUUGACGUGGCUGAAGAACAGUUCAAUCUGCAAGCCGAGAACAAGGGCAAGAUCGACGAGACCAAGGACCUCAUACAUUCCAUCAAAGCCAGUACCAACGAAAUAACAGCCAGUACCGAAAAUCACGAACAGAAGCUGACGGUUGUUAGAGACAACCUUCUAGCUUUUGGCAAGGCUGAGGCCAGAUCCAAGCCACCUGGACCUAUCCCGACUUGUCAAACAGAACGGUCUAUUCCUGAGAUGUCACAUGUUUCGAUUGAUGAAGAAACCGUUGAGAAAUACCUCUUGGAACUAAAAGUUGAUACCUCUCCUGGACGUGAUGGUAUUACCUCUCGUUUACUUAAAUAUUGUGCUAAGGCUAUGGCGGUGCCUUUAUCCAUCAUAUUCUCCAAGUCAUUCCGAGACUCUUGUCUUAAAUGUGACUGGCUGUCUGCCACUGUUACGCCAAUUUUCAAGAAGGGUGAUAAGCUCUCACCACUGAACUAUCGUCCAAUAAGUCUAGUCUCAUCAGUCGCCAUAGUUAUAGAACGCAUAAUCUGUGACCAACUUAUCAAAUUUGCUAUGGAACACUCUAUCAUACCGCGGGAGCAACACGGCUUUAUUCCCGGCCGCUCCACUCUUACUAAUCUUCUAACAGGUCUGUCUGCUUGGACUGAGUCGUACGACUUUUCUAAAGCCUUUGACCGGGUUCCACACAGGCAUCUCAUUUCGAAGUUGGAGCAUCUCGGCGUUCGUGGAAAUCUUCAGCUUUUUUAUCCAACAGAACAUUUCGUGUGA